AUGGAGCGCGGGCUGCACCUCGGCGUGGCAGCCGCGGGCGAAGACGACCUCUUCCUGCACAAGAGCCUAAGCGCCUCCACAGCCAAGCGCUUGGAGGCGUCUUUCCGCUCCACGCCCCCGGGCAUGGACCUGUCCCUGGCGCCGCCGCCUCGGGAGCGCCCAACGUCCUCCUCCUCGUCGCCCCUGGGCUGCUUCGAGCCGGCUGAUCCCGAGGGGGCAGGGCUGCUGCUGCCGCCGCCUGGGGGAGGCAGUGGCGGCGGCGCGGGAGGUGGCGGCGGUGGCGGCGGCGGCGGCGGGGUGGGCGUCCCCGGGCUGCUGGUGGGCUCUGCCGGCGUUGGGGGAGACCCUAGACUGAGCAGCCUACCGGCUGGGGCCGCCCUUUGCCUCAAAUACGGCGAAAGCGCGAGUCGGGGCUCAGUGGCCGAGAGCAGCGGCGGGGAGCAAAGCCCCGACGACGACAGCGACGGCCGCUGCGACCUGGUGCUGCGGGCCGGAGGCGCCGACCCGCGGGCCUCCCCCGGCGCGGGAGGCGGCUGCACCAAGGCGGCCGAGGGCUGCUCCAACGCCCACCUCCACGGCGGCUCCAGCGCCCCCCCGGGGGGUUCAGGCAGCGGUAGUGGUGGGGGUAGCAGUAGCGCUGGCGGCAGUGGCAGCGGCAGCAGCAGCAGCAGCAAGAAAUCCAAAGAGCAAAAGGCGCUGCGGCUCAACAUCAACGCCCGGGAGCGCCGGCGGAUGCACGACCUGAACGACGCGCUGGAUGAGCUGCGUGCGGUGAUCCCCUACGCGCACAGCCCCUCGGUGCGCAAGCUCUCCAAGAUCGCCACGCUGCUGCUCGCCAAGAACUACAUCCUCAUGCAGGCGCAGGCCCUGGAGGAGAUGCGGCGCCUGGUCGCCUAUCUCAACCAGGGCCAGGCCAUCUCGGCCGCCUCGCUACCCAGCUCCGCGGCGGCGGCGGCGGCAGCCGCUGCCCUGCACCCAGCGCUGGGUGCCUACGAGCAAGCUGCCAGCUACCCGUUCAGCGCCGGGCUGCCCCCGGCUGCCUCCUGCCCGGAGAAGUGCGCCCUGUUCAACAGCGUCUCCUCCAGCCUCUGCAAACAGUGCACGGAGAAGCCUUAAACACACCCCCGAGAAAUACAAGACCGACCCGAAAGCUAGAGGAAAGGGAAAAGCUCUCCCCCACCCCCUUAUUUUGGUCCUCUUGUAGUUGUGAAACACUUGCAAAGCAAA
Messenger RNA from Molossus molossus (Pallas's mastiff bat), 1227 nucleotides. It is a transcript of the gene BHLHE22, whose product is annotated as basic helix-loop-helix family member e22. NCBI's taxonomy places the organism in Eukaryota, Metazoa, Chordata, Mammalia, Chiroptera, Molossidae. The record is from RefSeq and is a predicted model, not a curated record. Gene Ontology annotation, molecular function: protein dimerization activity. The coding region runs from base 1 to 1116 and encodes 371 amino acids. The transcript has a single exon.